AAGCAGACUGCGUAGCUUAGUUUAUACUGAGUAUACACGUAAUUCGUACGUAAAUGCUAUGCUCUGGAAUGUGGUGCUGUCAAAUUGGCAAACAGAAUUUGUAGCAAUGAACGCUAAAGUUAACUCAUAUUGCCAAUGACUGCCAUAUCACUUUUCAUAUUUCACGUGCAAUAAGAUUAUUGAGAGUUUUUGACAAAAUAUUUAACACAUUUGAAGAAAGAAGGCGUAAUGGGUUUUUGGAGAAUCAGGCACGUCAUUGUGAAUGCAAUGUUGUUUCUCAGCUCAGCGGUGAGCGCAAUUCCGCGCCGGACUUUUGUGUUGUUCAGUGGUCUGCGGAUGCAUACUAGUCUGAAGAGAACACCAAGCAUGCUGAGUGUAAAGUUGUCAAGGCAGCUGUGCAUGAGGUUUGGUCAAAACAAGCUACUAGUGGCACUGUCAUCCAACAAGCUGUUGAAGCGUGGACGCCUGGCGGAACCCAAGGCAGGAGAUGAUGGGAUAAAGAAGGGGGCUUUAUCAAAGGGAGAGCUCAAUUCAUUGAUAUCGCUCGCGGGUCCUGAUAAAUGGGCAAUUAGUUGGGGCAUUGGCGGUCUGCUUGUCUCAAGCACCGUUGCCAUGGCAGUGCCAUUCUGUGUUGGCAAAGUCAUCGACAUCAUCUACACGAAUCCGGGUGACCCAGAGAUGCUUCAACAACUCACCAGCUUUGUACGAUACUUGUGUCUGGCACUAGCUGUUGGUGCCAGUGGAAACUUCAUUAGGGCAUAUAUGCUCUCCACUGCUGGGCAUCGUAUUGUCAAGCGGUUGAGAGAAGACAUUUUUGGCUCAAUUGUCCGGCAGGAGAUUGCAUUCUUUGACCGGACUAAGACUGGUGAACUCAUUAACAGACUGUCCACUGACACAUUCUUGGUCGGACAGUCAAUUACGCAGAACGUCUCAGAUGGUCUGCGCUCCUUCACAUCUAUCUUGGCUGGAAUUGGCAUGAUGAUGUACGUAUCACCUCACUUAGCGGGGAUCAGCUUAGGAGUCGUAUCACCUGUAAUGCUACUUGGUAUUGGAUAUGGUCGAUUUGUACGAAACAUUACUAAGGAGACACAGGAUGCGCUUGCAGAAGCAACGAAUGUGGCAGAGGAGAGGAUAAGCAACAUCCGAACAGUGAGAGCUUUUGCACAGGAAAUACGAGAAGAAAAGCAGUAUGAGCAGCAACUUGGCGUCGCUUUAAAACUAUACUACAAGGAGUCACUUUACAGAUCGAUAUUUUACGCUUUCGCAGGAUUGUCCGGUAAUGGCAUCAUAGUGGCUGUGCUCUACGCAGGGGGAAUGCUGACCAGCAGCGAGCUAAUCACCGUUGGUCAGCUCUCGUCGUUUAUGCUCUACGCAGCCUGGGUCGGGCUGGCGAUCGGAGGACUGAGUUCGUUCUACAGUGAGCUCAUGCGGGGCAUUGGUGCAAGCACUCGGCUUUUUGAGAUUCGUGAUAGACAGUCACACAUUCCACUAGAUUCCGGGAUUAUUCCCAGCAAACCAUUGCUUGGCGAGUUGGUGUUUGAAGACGUGAAUUUCAAGUACCCGAGUCGCGAGCAUGCGACGGUGUUUCACCAUAUGUCACUGAUCAUUCCUGCUGGCUCUGUGAUGGCGAUCGUUGGUUCGAGUGGCUCUGGAAAGUCAACGUUAGCCAGCCUACUGCUCAGGUUCUACGAGGCUGACGAAGGUAGGAUAGCUAUUGACAAUGAGGAUGUGAAGAAUCUGAAUCCAUCCUGGCUGCGUAGACAUAUUGGUGUCGUCAGUCAGGAACCCAUCUUAUUUUCGACCUCCAUUGCUGAAAACAUAGCCUAUGGAUCACAGACACCAGAAAGUGUAACCAUGGUGGAUAUCAUCGAGGCAGCAAAACAAGCAAAUGCAUUCAACUUCGUGACAGGAUUCCCAAAUGGGUUUGAUACUAUGGUUGGGGAGAGAGGCCUUAUGUUGUCAGGUGGACAGAGACAGCGAAUUGCCAUUGCAAGAGCUAUUAUAACGAAUCCAAAGAUCCUCAUACUUGAUGAAGCAACAAGUGCAUUGGAUGCAGAAAGUGAAUAUCUUGUACAGGAAGCACUGGAGAGACUCAUGACUGACCGUACCACACUCAUCAUUGCGCAUCGCCUGUCCACAAUCCGUUCAGCCGAUAAGAUAGCUGUACUAGAGAGUGGUCGAGUGGCAGAGCUAGGCACAUACCAGGAGCUAAUAGACAUCCCAGAUGGUAUUUUCCACAAGCUUGUUGAACGGCAAACAUUAGUCGAAAAAAAUUGAAAAUCCUAUGAUAGCAUUUGCUAUUAGACGUAGCUGUUCACCAACCAGAUGACAGUGUGAGCUCGUAGCAUGUGGAAAGUUUAAUUGCUUAGGCUUCUGUGGUUCUCUUGGCAUCAUCUCUACCACAGAUAAAGAGUAUUGAUGAAUCAGUGUUUGCAAAGCCCAGUCAUUCGGUAAUUAUUUAUACUGCCUGUUCUGUUGUUGCCUUCCGAGGCUAUAAGUGCUACACGAGUGGCAAGCAGAUAGGUAGGAAGUACUUCUGUCGGCCACUAUACUUAUUAGUAGAAGUAUACGAAUUGACAUGUCUUCAUGUACUACUUGUUGGUCAUUCUAUAUUCAUGCUCCUACUCCUAAUAACUACUUGCUUAUUUCUACUGUCCUCAUUCUAUGCUCCUGCAAUUACUGCAUAUAGUACACAAUCAUAAAGUGCUGUAACAGAUCUCACAGAUGUUGAUGAUGCAAUGCUCCUGUUAUAAGUAUUUAUCUUAUUAUUUUGCAUGCUGGAAGAAUUUACAAGAAAUGUUGCUGGUAAAUAGUCAUACCCGUAUCAGCUGGGAAGAGGCAAAUAAAUAUAUAAUACAAGUAGAUACAAUAUGUAUCUACAUUUCUUAACUGUGGUCACUCCAGCAGGUAUAGUGCAUCUGUAUAGUAGUCCAUAGUUGGAGCCACCUAUACACUGCAAUUUUACUAUUUUGUUAGGGAUGGUGCCACGUACAAUAAGAAAUAACUAAAGAAUCAUUAGCACAGUCAUUUAGAUGACUAAUAAUUUUAUACAUAAAUAUUUUAUGAUGAUAUAACAAAUUUGGUGCAUGUAUUUUAUGUAAAGUAACAAGAAAGUGAUAUGAAUAAAAAUGUCGUUUGUUUUUAAAAUAAAGAUUUUAAUC
Priapulus caudatus is the source of this 3161-nucleotide messenger RNA. RefSeq names its product ATP-binding cassette sub-family B member 10, mitochondrial-like. The record is from RefSeq and is a predicted model, not a curated record. Gene Ontology annotation, cellular component: membrane. Gene Ontology annotation, biological process: transmembrane transport. Bases 229 to 2277 code for a protein of 682 amino acids. Gene Ontology annotation, molecular function: ATP hydrolysis activity; ABC-type oligopeptide transporter activity; ATP binding. The transcript is spliced from 14 exons. NCBI's taxonomy places the organism in Eukaryota, Metazoa, Priapulida, Priapulimorpha, Priapulimorphida, Priapulidae.